Messenger RNA from Alternaria atra, 366 nucleotides. RefSeq lists its product as uncharacterized. The record is from RefSeq and is a predicted model, not a curated record. The transcript is spliced from 2 exons. Bases 1 to 366 code for a protein of 121 amino acids. Lineage: Eukaryota; Fungi; Ascomycota; Dothideomycetes; Pleosporales; Pleosporaceae.
AUGUUCUUCUUCUUCACCUGCGGAACACAUACAUUCACAUCUCCCCUCAAAGGCACCGAACACAUGACUCUCCAAUGUCUAAACUGCAACAACCGCACGGGAAAAGUGAUGAAGCGCUGGGAAUGGUUUACCUUUUGCUUCAUCCCCGUAAUACCGUUUAGUCUGAAGCCAUACAAGGAGGUCGGGUGCCACAUAUGCAAUUUCUGGCAGGACAUUGCGUAUAGGGAGGAGCCUGAGCUGCAGCAGUUUGGUGGCGGGACGAAGGUUCGCGGCAAUGCGGUUAUGAUGAACCAGUAUGGUGGGCACGGUGGUGGUGGUGCUCCCGGAUAUGGACCGCCGCCACAGGGUGUGCCGCAGUACAAGUAG